UACUGCGUUAUUAUAUGACCUACUGUAAGUGUGUAUUUGUGUGUGUGUGUGUGUGUGUGAGGGGGGGGGCAUUACCUGUGUCCACUCAAAGGUGUCUGAUGUGUAAACGGAGAAGGGGGGCAGGAGAAGGUGGGGUGAUGGUGAGGAGGGAGAGGUAACAGGUGGAAGGAGGGCAAACUGACGCGGGUGGGGUGGGAGGUGUGUGUGUGUGUGUGUGUGUGUGUGUGUGUGAAGUAUUUAAGACGGGGUCCACCUCACCGUCCACAUCACUGCUGCUAACAUCUCCCUCUGCACCUGACCUACAGGCCAGCACUCGUCCUUCACUCAGAAUGUCUUUGUGCAAAUUAGAGAACCCCUCCACCCUGGAGAACGCCAUGCAGCUCAUGAUCCAGACCUUCCACAAGUACUCUGGAAACGAGGGCGACAGAUUCACACUCAGCAAACCUGAGCUCAAGGAGCUGCUGGUCACGGAGCUGGGCAACUAUCUGGGGAACGCCCAGGAUAAGGAGGCAGUGGACAAAGUAAUGGGCGACCUGGAUUCGAACAACGACGGCGAGGUAGAUUUCACCGAGUUCAUCAUACUGGUGGGUGCACUCACCGUAGCCUGCAACGACUUCUUCCAGGACCAAAAGGACAAACAGGAGAAAAAGAAGGGCGCAAACCCUCAGUGAACGGUUCCUCACUUUGUCACCUUCAAGUUCCAGGGAGGAAACAGUUUAGAGCAGAGAGGAGGACGUCCUGUCAGGGCCGACACGUACACACACACACACACACACACACACACAGAGCUGUGUUAGGAGUGUGUGUGUGUGUGUGUCUGUGAUGUGUGGUCACUUCAUGUAAAACUGUAUUUAUGAUCUGGAAAAAUCACAUGUGUUUCAACACCUGUCGUUGGUGAAAAUGUGAAAAAAUAUUUAUCACAUGUCUUUUCUGAUACUUUUCAUGCAUUUUGUAGCACAAACCCCCAAAGGCAUCCCCCCUGGAAGAAAAAAAAAAUAAACAUGACCUUUACUUAAACAAAUCAUUC
Cynoglossus semilaevis (tongue sole) is the source of this 1027-nucleotide messenger RNA. RefSeq names its product S100 calcium binding protein T (gene s100t). The record is from RefSeq and is a predicted model, not a curated record. The transcript is spliced from 3 exons. Gene Ontology annotation, cellular component: cytoplasm. Bases 330 to 671 code for a protein of 113 amino acids. Lineage: Eukaryota; Metazoa; Chordata; Actinopteri; Pleuronectiformes; Cynoglossidae. Gene Ontology annotation, molecular function: calcium-dependent protein binding; transition metal ion binding; calcium ion binding.